Messenger RNA from Arctia plantaginis, 3180 nucleotides. The record is from the annotation of a GenBank genome assembly. Lineage: Eukaryota; Metazoa; Arthropoda; Insecta; Lepidoptera; Erebidae.
AUGUUAACGAGGCAUUAUGUUAAAAUCGCAAGUUAUUCAAAAGCGCUUAUUCGCAAUAAUAUUGUAAUAAAUAGAAAAUAUGAAAAUGGUCUUCGUUUACAUAAUUUAAGUAGAAAUAUCCAGUUGACUAGGUCGCUUUCCACUGUUCGUAAUAAAUCCUUAGAUAUAACAACAAAUUCAACUUUAGUAAAAACCCCAAAUACAACUGAAAAUAAAAUGCCUGCAAAGUCACCUGUUUUAUCUUCAGAAGAAGUUCUUGAAAAAUUCAUGGCUAAUCUUAAUACAGAUAUACACCAAAAAAAUAGAGUAUACAGGAAUGAUUUUAUGCGAGUGCUAGUGAAAGUGAAGGAGCUAAAUUUUUCUACAAAGAAACAAGGUUUACUUUUAAUCCGAUGUUGUGGGGAACUGAUGCCAGAUGAGAGUCCACCUUCUAGGAUGGCUUUGGUGGAACAAGUAUGGACUACAAUUAUGCCGCACACCAAAUUUGAAAUUGAACAUUAUAAUGAGUUGCUGAAAGUGUAUAUUGCAAACAACAGAACUUUGACAGCAAGUUCAUUCUUGACAAAGAUGGCCCCCAUUUUACCCACUGAUACUACAUAUGAGCUAAUAUUGAGAGCCCUUGGAGAGGCUGGUGAUUUGAAUCAAGCAACAGAAGUAAUAUCUAAUAUGAAAUCACAAGGAUUGCCAGCAAAUGAACACAUAUUUAAUUCACUGAUUAUUUGUCAAGGAAAACUAAGAAACACCCAAAAUAUUCAAGAGGUGUUAUCCAUGAUGAAAUCUCUGAAAAUAAACCCUACAGUAGACACGUACACGGCAAUAUCAAGAGCCUUAGCCUUUAAUAAGGAAAUGGACGCAAUGAUCGCUAGUAUGUCUCAAGCUAUACGUCUAGGUUUUCGGUUCACUGAGGUUCAUAUUAUGGAAAUUGUCAAAACUUUGUCGGCAGUUGCUUGCUAUGCGCCAAUACCUCAGGUCCUCAAAUAUCUGCCGACAGAAACCUUACGAACACCAUCGAUAUCACCGUACAUGCAGAGUGUUACAACUAUGCUAGUUUUCCAAAAUCAUCCAAUAGCUGCUCUUGAGAUUUACAAGUGUCUACCCUUGCCAUCGUUUGGUCCCAAAGAUGAUAGAGGGUUGCAUGGCCGGAGUCUUGUUAGGGAUUGUGUGAAGGCUGCAAUACCUUCCAGCAUAAUAGGUUUUAUUACUCAGGAUCUGAUGUCAACAGGACGAAAUCCCAUUGCUUUGCAAAAUGCAGCUGAAGCAGCUCUGCAGCUUGGGAAGACACCUCUGGCCCUGGAUAUGUUAACUAGAAUGAAACAGAUAGGCUUGCCUAUAAGGGCGCAUUAUUUCUGGCCAAUUAUGCUGCAUAACGCUAAGACUUACGGCGAGAAAGGUAUUAUCAAUACCCUUGUCACAAUGGUACAAAUGGAUGUGAGCAUCGACUAUGAGACGAUCAUGGAAUACACACUGCCGUUCGUGAGUUUUACAUCUCCACAAAAUUUAAUGAAGAAGUUUCUAGAAGCUGGUCUGUCUAUGUCAACGGUUUUGACACCUAUGAUGGUUACGCUAUUAGUUACGGGACAAGUCCGAGCAGCGUCGGAGCUAUGUGAAUUAUUCCAAGGCAAAGUCGAUGCAGAAAAACUCCUGCAACCUCUUCUGAAGGGCUACUUAAUCAGUGCCGAUGUGAAGUCAACUGUACACGCAUUAGAAGAUAUCACUGCAAAAGCUUCAGACAAGAACAAAGACUGGGUCGGUCGGUUCUUGUGCAAGUUCAUGGAGCAUAAGAAGAUUAAAGAAGAUAUUAGUGAUAUCGUGAAUCUUAUGAAGAGGCUAACAACGACAUCAUUAAGAAUAUCGACCAUCGCAGGCGACUAUUGUAUAUAUCGCUUGCCAGACAAAUAUAAUGGAAAAACUGUGUCCAAGUUUAGAGACUAUGUUAUGGGUCUUACUGAUGAACGUGUCAUUGAUGAUGGUGAUGUGUUUGAUCAACAAAUGUCUGUCCAUCCGAAACAAAUGAAUGAAGAAUCCCUUCGCGCCCAUCUAGUUGAACUGGAAGCCAAGGGAAUGAAUACCAGAGGGGUGCUGAGAAAAUUAUUACAACAGUACUGUAGGGAUGGUAACCUUAAGGCUGCAAGAGAUAUUGCCACGAAGUGUCAGAACGAAGGAAUGUUUCUCUCAGCCGGCAUGAAAGCCGCCAUCUUUGAUCUUCACGUCAAACUUGGCGAACUAGACUUGGCAGAAAUAAUGAUAGCUGAUCUCAAUAAGACAUCCCCCAACUUCAAUUUGGACGAGUUCAAAGUUAUUGACUUUGCAACGCUGAUGGUGUACAAGAAACAGAUCCAGAAGGCCUUUAAUUUAAUUCAUGAGCAGUCUAAAAAACGGAAGGUAAAAGGUGGGAGAAGCAUAACAAUGAACUGCUGGCGAUUACUCGACGCCACAGCGGCCCAGGGGACAGAAAGAAACAUUCGCGACAUGUUCGACCUGCUUAUCAAGUAUAACUACUGCAAGCCCAGCAAUGUGUUACUUGGGCCUCUUGUCAGAGUACACUUGAAAAGUGGGAAUAUCGACGAGGCUGUAGAUAAAUUUGAGCAAUUGGCCGAGGAAUACAGCAAGACGCCAUUAAAACAUGAACUCUUAUGUAAAAUCCUACACAGUAUGGGCGACGGUCACUCUGAGGAUAUCUUCAUAAAUCUCGAAAAGAGUGAUGGAAAGUACAAGAGGCUGGUACAGAGAGUUUUAGAAAUAGAUAGAAGAGUACAUGGGCCAGGAGAUGUACAGUUAACAUUAAUAGCAGCAUUAACCGAUGUAAACUACAAGAAAACUCUCCGCAAAAUGCUCCUAGACCCCAGCUUGAAGUUCCACCCCGACGCGUUGAAGCGUCGUUGCGAACGGUUCGCUGAUGAGAAGAAAACUCAUGCGCUUGAAAACAUCGCCGAGUGCGCGCGGGACCUUAGGCAUAUUGAUGUCGAAGAGAUUUAUGAAUUGAUAUUGGACGUUCACAUACGUAACGACGACUUCGUGUCUGCAAAAGCGCUAUGGAUUCGCAUGCAAGAGGCCGACAUCAUUCCUUCCAAGAAGUUUGUUGACAACCUGUGGGGAUGGUACAAGUCUAGCAACAGAGAUAUUCCCACGGAACUUUCUGUUCUAAUCAACAAACAGGCGAAGAAAGUUACGAAGGGUUAA